This is a messenger RNA of Ciona intestinalis (vase tunicate), 1142 nucleotides long. NCBI's taxonomy places the organism in Eukaryota, Metazoa, Chordata, Ascidiacea, Phlebobranchia, Cionidae. The record is from RefSeq and is a predicted model, not a curated record.
GGAAGGAAUCAAAACAGUUUACAACCAUCUUGCUGCAAAAUUAAAGACUCUUCCAGAUAAAAUGAGUCAUGAUGUAAUGGUUCCAUUUGGCCCCCUUGCAUUUUCCCCAGGUAAACUGAUCCACACUAAUGAAUUGCUUGUUCAUCUUGGAGACUCCUGGUUUGCUGAGGUUACUUGUAAACAGGGAUUAAAGAUUAUUGAUCACAGAUUGGCAGCUGUAGAUAAAAACAUUGAAGAUAUUGGUUUCACUGUAAAAAAUUUCAAGAAGAAAUCUGAAUUUUCCCAACAUUUAAAUAAUGAUGGAGAUAAAAAUGCUGUGGAAAUCAAAGAGGAGGUUUCAAAUCAAUAUUUGCACCCAAGCAGACGUAAACGAAUAAGUCGUGUGAAGGAAAAGUCUCCUGUUCGGUCAAAAGUUGUUGAUAGGAAUCCAACUAAACCACCAAUAGUUGAUGAAGGAAUAAAAGAAAAAUGCUUUAAUGAUGGGGCAUUCAUGUCACGCUUGGAUGAACUUGAGAAGUUUGAGGAAGAAGAAGACAGAUUAUUGUUAGAAAGCAAUUUAUUAGAAGACAAUGAGAAUCCUGAUGUUAGAAUUCAAACUUCAACAUCUGACUCCAAGAAAAGAGUAAGUUGGAGUUCAAAGGUUAUUCAAGGUCAUGAUGCUGACAGCGAUGAUUCUGAUGAUGUCACAAACACUACUACCAUCAAAAUUACCCACACGAAUGUCACAUCACAUCCUUCCAACUCAAAGCAAGGGACAUCUGAUAUUACUUCUCCUGCGGAUAUUGGAAGAAAAACUUCAGAGCCGAAGUCUAUUUUAAAACCAACUUCUUCUGGUCCUAAACCUGAAUCAAAUGAUUCCAAUCCAAUAUUACCUGAUCGUAGCCAAAUAUCCAACAUAACAACUGUCAGAACUGCGGAACGAAAAUUUGAUGUUGUCAUAUCAGAUUACGUACAAGAGCAUAAAGAAACAAUCAAACAGCCUGUAGUGCCAAUCACAAAACGGCCCGUUUCUAAAUUUAAAAGUUCCCGAAUAAAAUAAACUGGCCCUACUGUUAUUUUAUAAUCGUACAAGGAGUUUAACUGUUCAUAUAUCCUUCUUUUUUAUUAAGUACAAUAAAAAGCUAUCAGUUGUAAUCUUAAAA